AUGACGGUUGGCGACUAUCAGCAAGUCUUCUCCGACCAGCCCGUGAUGCAGACCGGCUCGGUGCAACGAUCACCUACCUUCAGCGACCAGUCCAUGUUCCCUUCUCUGGACAACAUUCCUCAAGCGGCCUCUGCUUCUUCAAGGUCGAUGGCGACCCCUCGCUCGGGGUCUUCUGUCGGUGACUCUCCUGAGCGAUCGAACAAGGUCCACAAACGACAACGCAACACCGAGGCUGCAAGGAGAUAUCGGCAACGAAAAGUCGAUAAGCUCACGGAGGUGGAGGAAGCGUUGCGAUCCAUGACCCAGGAGCGAGACGAGCUGAGACUGAAGCUUGCUCGUGCGGAAGCUGAGGCGGAGGUGCUGCGUGGAAUGGUUGGGAAGAUAUAG
Molecule: messenger RNA, 387 nt
Organism: Zasmidium cellare ATCC 36951
Lineage: Eukaryota; Fungi; Ascomycota; Dothideomycetes; Mycosphaerellales; Mycosphaerellaceae
Exons: 1
Coding region: 1-387 (128 amino acids)
Biological process (GO): regulation of transcription by RNA polymerase II
Cellular component (GO): nucleus
Molecular function (GO): DNA-binding transcription activator activity, RNA polymerase II-specific; RNA polymerase II transcription regulatory region sequence-specific DNA binding
Source: RefSeq, a predicted model, not a curated record